This is a messenger RNA of Venturia canescens, 2974 nucleotides long. Its product is annotated as glucose-fructose oxidoreductase domain-containing protein 1. The transcript is spliced from 2 exons. The coding region runs from base 873 to 2033 and encodes 386 amino acids. The record is from RefSeq and is a predicted model, not a curated record. NCBI's taxonomy places the organism in Eukaryota, Metazoa, Arthropoda, Insecta, Hymenoptera, Ichneumonidae. Gene Ontology annotation, molecular function: nucleotide binding.
CGCUGCGAUAAGCUAAGUACCAUGUUUUGCCGAUUGUGAGAUUGACUAUUUCCCACUUAAAAAUGGCGCCAAAUUCAAAUAGCCAAUGAGGUACCGGAUGCGACAACGACAAGUGGUUUUUUUUGCAGUACUCCGUGAAUUGUUCAGAAAACUUAUAUUGUUUUUCAGUUCACUAACGAUGCACUGAAGUAAAAGAGUUUCGCAAAACGCAUUUUUACUGACACUUAGACAUAAAUUAAUUACGUACAUAUUUUCAACGUGCUUUCGAUUGAGCAGAAACGUGAAUGGUGACUGGAUCAGAGAAUUUCAACUAAUAUAAACUGAUAAUACACGUAGUGUUAAUGAAUCAUGCAUAUCUUGAAGAUUCGAAGAAUAAAUUACUGAAAAGCAUUGAUUCGUCAUAAAUGAUGAAUCAUCUCAAUAUAUUUCGACAAAACAUUUGACAAAUUCAAACUAAAAGGCACCAGAGUAUCACUGGAUUGUCCAGUAAUAUUGUCAGUUCGUAUCUUUUUAGUGUUUUAUCAUAAGUGCAUUUCGUGCAUUGUUUUGAAUUGUCACCAUUAUUGUCACAACCUGCUGCUGGCGAGAAGGCUGAGCAAAUCAGAAUAAUAAAAAAAUGACACAAACAUGAAAGGAUCGACAAUUGGUUGAGGGGGCUGAAUAAUUCAAAAAAUUCCUCAUCCCAAAAAAGUAUGAUAUUAGUUUUAAAAAUGUACGGAUUCUUGUGUAUUCGAAGCGCACUAGCGUUUUCUCCGUUUUUUUUUCUCGAACAUAACCUCGUUAUCCGUGAAAUGAAUCCGUGAACCAAAACAAACGGAAAUAAACAAGUAGCCGAACAGAUCAGUGCGGUGAAAAUAAAUUGACGUUAUAAAAUGUUGCCCGGCAUAGGUUUGUUUGGGACAAGCAGUGUUGUUAGAGUAAUUGUACCAUUUUUGCGGCAAAAAGGUUUUAAGAUCGAGGCAGUAUGGGGUCGUACUUUGACUGAAGCUGCUGAAAUCGCUGUAGAUUUGAAUAUUCCAUUUCACACAAGCCGUAUCGACGAUGUUCUGUUGCGCAAAGAUGUCGACCUCAUAUUUAUCAUGUGCUCUCCAAGUUUACAUGCUCAAAUUGCUGUCAAAGCAUUGGGCAUUGGUAAACAUGUUGUGUGUGACAAACCAGCUGGACUUAGUCAGAGCGAAGCUCUCAAAAUGGUCCGUGCUGCUCAAUAUUAUCCAUCGCUUAUCAGUAUUGUUAAUCACAGUCUCAGAUUCCUACCAGCAUUUUUACAAAUGAAAAAUGCUCUUGAUGCUGGAUAUCUUGGUGGUCCUGUUACAGUCAUUGAUGUUAGAGUCCAAAUGGGAAGCCUCUUGCAUAAUGGCUAUGAUUGGUUGUGCGAUGACAUAAUGGGAGGAGGAAUAUUGGCUCUGGUAGGAAGUCACGUAAUAGAUCUGAUAUUUUAUCUAAUUGGUCAGAAAGCAUUAAAAGUACAUGCGGUUGUGAGAACAUUUACAAGAACAACAGAGCACAUAAAUGGGAUUCGGCACGUGACAUCGCCAGAUUUUUGUUGUUUUCAAAUGGAAUUAACGGGUGGUGCGUUGGUGACAGCUACAUUGAGUAACCACCUGGAGGGUCAGUUGACGCAGGAAGUGCUUGUUUGCGGUCCCAAAGGUCACCUAGUGGUGCGUGGCGGAGAUUUACAUGGUUGUAGAAGUGCUGGCGAGGAAAUAUUGUACGUAGACAACGAAAAUCUUGAAGAUUCGAAAAUUCCCUCAGUCGCGGAUUCGAUACCGCGGCCUUACGUGAAAGGUUUGAAAAAAAUGAUUGAGGCACUGAGAGAAGCAUUUCAGCCAGUAGAGGACAAACGCGGAUGGAUCAAAGAGCCUGUCUCGUUGGCUGCGACCUUCGAAGAUGGACUUUACAUACAAGCUGUUAUAGAUGCUUUAAGACAGAGCAACAAAAAACGUGAAUGGAUCAAAGUUGUAAUGCUCACUGAAGAACCCGAUCCUAAUCCAUUGCUUAGCGCUGCUGUGCGCGCCACCGCUAUUUCAAUCUGAAUGGUCAAAUUAUUUAUGAAAAAAAAAAAACAUUCAUAAGAACAGUAUUCAAACGAUGAAUCAUCGUUGCGAUUGUAUUCACAUCAUUACCUUGCUUUUCUCUCUGUGCUUUGUUGUUGCACACAACUUAUAUCUCAAGUAUUGGCAGCUCUCCGUUAUUUAUAUAUUUUGUUUUGUCCCAAACAUUAAAAUAAGUAAGGCAUUAUUUAAGUUAUUUUAAUACACAAAUACGAAAACAGACGAUGCUGCGAAUCAGCAAAUUCAUGUUCGCACAAGUGUAGCUCUCAUUUUUGUACUAAAUUGUUGAACUCCAUUAGGGUAUUUCGAUCCCGUAGGACGUGAUAUAAAUAUGGUUGUAUGGAAAAGAGCCCAUAAUGUUAAUAUAGAGUAGAAAAUUCCUAAUCACAAUCAGCCAAAUAUUGUAAAAUUUGAAAGAAUUAUUUAUUUUGGUUUCGAUCAUCAAGAUUUAUAGUUCUCGACCUAUUAUUUCUGCGUAAAUUCGUUACAAGGAUUGUGGCGAUAUCGAAACUUGUCAACCGUGUUUAGGUUCAGAGUAUUCCGUUAUCUUUGUAAAAUGUUUUUAAUUCAUAAACUUGGAUAUCUUUUUUAUAUGCAAACCAUUGAUGAAGUUUAUAGGAUUGCUUAUUUCAAAACGUUGCGAGGAAUAGGCUACAUAAUUUUUGUACAAAUCUGAUAUCGAAACAUUUUCGAAAUCUUGAUUACGAAAAUGUGAACGUUAUCAUACUAAAAAGUGGGUUCCCAGAGUACGGCUACCAAUGAGAAUCAUUGGUAAAAAACAUGAAUAUUAUUUAUUAAAUUAAUGACAAAAAGAUGCAACAGAAAGUUAUUAGCCAAUUUGUCCGGUGAUCGAAUUACCUUAAUCAACAAAAAAUGGAAUAAAGAAUAAAUAUGACAUGACAGAUGUUGUUGAAAUUUAAAAA